Molecule: messenger RNA, 411 nt
Organism: Arthroderma uncinatum
Lineage: Eukaryota; Fungi; Ascomycota; Eurotiomycetes; Onygenales; Arthrodermataceae
Exons: 4
Coding region: 1-411 (136 amino acids)
Biological process (GO): nucleoside triphosphate catabolic process
Cellular component (GO): cytoplasm
Molecular function (GO): nucleoside triphosphate diphosphatase activity
Source: RefSeq, a predicted model, not a curated record
AUGAAGACUAUCAAUUUUGUUACGGGAAACAAGAAUAAGCUCGCAGAAGUCAAGGCGAUACUCGAAGGUACCAUUGAAGUACAGAGUGUAUCAGUCGACGUCCCAGAGCUACAGGGAACGAUCGAAGAUAUUGCAAAGGAAAAAUGCCGUAAAGCUGCUGAAGCGAUCAAUGGACCUGCAUUGACAGACGAUACUGCACUGGAGUUCAAUGCUUUGAAUGGCCUACCAGGUCCUUAUAUAAAAUGGUUCCUUGAGAAACUCGGCCACGUUGGGCUCAAUAAACUGGUUGAGCCAUAUGAGGAUAAAUCUGCAGUAACAGUUGCCACUUUCGCCUUCUGUGCAGGGCCAGGAGAGGAACCAAUUCUUUUCCAGGGGAAAACGGAGGCCCCUAUGUUGUAUCAAGGAGUAUGA